Messenger RNA from Salvelinus namaycush (lake trout), 330 nucleotides. Its product is annotated as parvalbumin, thymic CPV3-like. Gene Ontology annotation, cellular component: nucleus; cytoplasm. Gene Ontology annotation, molecular function: calcium ion binding. The transcript has 4 exons. Bases 1 to 330 code for a protein of 109 amino acids. The record is from RefSeq and is a predicted model, not a curated record. Lineage: Eukaryota; Metazoa; Chordata; Actinopteri; Salmoniformes; Salmonidae.
AUGUCACUCACUUCUAUCCUUUCCGCGGAGGAUAUUGAGAAUGCCGUCAAGGAGUUCCAAGCCCCAGACUCCUUCAGCUUCAAGAAGUUUUUCCAGCUGUGUGGUCUGACCUCCAAGUCUCCCAAAGAAGUCAAAGAUGUCUUCCAGAUCCUUGACGACGACAACAGUGGCUACAUCGAGGAGUCAGAGCUCAAGUUCUUCCUGCAACGGUUUGUUCCCGGGGCGCGGACACUGACAGACGCUGAGUGCAAAGGCUUCCUGUCUGCAGCUGAUGAUGACAACGAUGGCAAGAUCGGAGUAGAAGAAUUCCUGAUCAUGGUCCAGUCCUGA